Messenger RNA from Nymphaea colorata (pocket water lily), 692 nucleotides. RefSeq lists its product as uncharacterized. The coding region runs from base 147 to 692 and encodes 181 amino acids. The record is from RefSeq and is a predicted model, not a curated record. NCBI's taxonomy places the organism in Eukaryota, Viridiplantae, Streptophyta, Magnoliopsida, Nymphaeales, Nymphaeaceae. The transcript is spliced from 4 exons.
GUCUCCUAUCGUCGUCUUAUCCAUGCAUUCCUUUUAAUGAUAUCAACAACUUAGUGAGGGAAGAAGAAGAAGAAAAGGUAGAAAGAGCUUUUCGUUUUCAAUAAGUCGUUGGCGACUGUUUUUCAAGGGACUGGGUCGUUGAAGAGAUGCAAGAGCCUGGUAAUGCUGGUAGCGGUGCUAACCGUGAGAGGUCGGAGGUGCAUGACGAAAACUUGCUGGUAGGAGUAUGGAGGAGACUCUUGUCGUCGUCCUAUCCAUGCAUUCCUCUUAAUGAUAUCAGCAAAUUAGUGAGGGUGGAGAGAUGCAUGAGCCUAAUAGUGCUGGUCGCGGGGCUAACCCUGAGAGGUCAGAGGUGGGUGACGAGAACUUGUUGGCGGGAGUACAGAGGAUGUAUCACAUCACGCAUACCUCUUAAUGAUAUUAGCAACUUAGUGAGGGCAAUUGAGUGGAGGAGGCCUCUGGGAACCGAGACUGCUGGAGGAAGGCCUACGGGAAUGGAGAUUGAAUGGACGGGGCUUCUACCAACCAGGAGUUGGAGGGUUCAGACCAGAGGGUCUGAGGAGGGAACAAGAGAAGAGCCUAACGCUUUGCCUCCAUCUCCCAUGCCUGAGCCUAGAUCUCGCAUGCCUGAACAUGUCAUUGUUGAAGACAUGAACAUGGUUGCACAUACCACCACAACACCGGAAAGGUAA